AUGAUAUUUAUUUUAUCUUUAUUAUAUCAUUUAUUGAAUUAUUUUGGUCAUGUUUCUGUACGUUCAUCAAUUCCAUCAUUAUUUACAAUAACAUGGCAAAUUAUUACAUUUAUAUUAAGUGAAGAUUUUAUAUUUUUUUGGACACAUUAUUUAUUUCAUGCACCUAAUCCAUGGGAAUUAUUAUUACAAAAUCAACUUGCUGUUUGGUUUGCAUCAAUAUUUUUCAAUGAAAAACAUUUAUUUACAAUAUGUUUAUGGGUAUUUAUUCGUAUUUAUCAAACAAUAAAUGCACAUGACAAUAAGAAAUAA
Messenger RNA from Rotaria sp. Silwood2, 309 nucleotides. The record is from the annotation of a GenBank genome assembly. Lineage: Eukaryota; Metazoa; Rotifera; Eurotatoria; Philodinida; Philodinidae.